Pieris rapae (cabbage white) is the source of this 3693-nucleotide messenger RNA. RefSeq names its product kinesin-like protein KIN-5C. Gene Ontology annotation, molecular function: microtubule binding; microtubule motor activity; ATP hydrolysis activity. The transcript has 10 exons. The record is from RefSeq and is a predicted model, not a curated record. Gene Ontology annotation, cellular component: kinesin complex; microtubule. Gene Ontology annotation, biological process: microtubule-based movement. Lineage: Eukaryota; Metazoa; Arthropoda; Insecta; Lepidoptera; Pieridae. The coding region runs from base 1 to 3081 and encodes 1026 amino acids.
AUGUCCAAUGUGAAAUUGGCUAUAAGAGUGCGUCCAUUUACAGAGAAAGAAUUAAAGUCAGAGAAAAAUCACUCUCCCGUUGUAAGUAUAGUAGAUGAAAAAACUGUUACAAUAACAAAUAUAAAGGUUAGUUUGUCAGGUGCCGGUGAUAGUAGAGAGCGAUUGCGUCGUUAUCAGGCGGACUAUGUUUUUGAUAGUAUGUCUUCUGCAAGUACGAGUUAUGCUUCACAGGAAAAAGUAUUUCAAACAAUUGGUCAGCCGGUUUUGGACAAUAUAUCAAGGGGUAUAUCAGCAUGUGUCUUGGCAUAUGGCCAGAGUGCCACCGGAAAAACCUAUACCAUGAUGGGAACUGACGCUAAUCCAGGAUUGAUUCCGAGGCUUUGUUUGGCAUUCGCUGAUACGGGACCAUUGGAUUUAUCCGUCAGUUUUUUUGAAAUAUACAACGAACGUGUUCAUGAUCUUUUGGCCUCUGAGGUCCUGCCUUGUAAUUCCCUCCCGAGGCGAACUGGAAAUACACGGAAAGAUUUACGCGUACGGGAACAUCCCACUAAAGGACCGUAUGUACAGAACCUUCGUCGAGUAUCAGUGCAUGACGUGGAGUCCUUGUUAAGCAUAGUUAGUGAAGGGAAGCGACAAAGACGAUCCGCUGCUACUAAAAGAAACUGCAAUUCUUCGAGGUCUCAUGCACUAUUGGAAAUAAGUACACCUCAUGCUACGUUACGAUUGGUGGAUCUUGCUGGAAGCGAAAAGGCUGGUCAAGAAGGCAACGGCGGAUGUCGGCAAAAAGAAGGAUCAAAUAUAAACAAAUCGUUGGUUGCAUUGAGCAAUGUUAUUUCAGCAUUAGUACGCGACGGGGGCCGAGGUAGAUUCGUUCCGUACAGAAAUUCUGCAUUGACGCUAUUGCUAAGAGACUGCUUAGGUGGUGACUCUAGCACGUGUAUUAUUGCAACAAUAUCUCCAAGUAUCAGCUGUUUAAGUGAAACUGCCUCAACACUACGUUGGGUAGCGAGAGCACGAUAUUUGCCGGUUAGAAAUCCACAUACCAAAGACAAUUUAACAACAAAAUCAGCGGUGCAAGCGCAAUAUAAUUCAUUAUUGCUUGAACUAUCCAAACACUAUAUUCGUUACGUACCUGCAACCGGAAAAAUAUUAUUUGAAGAAAAACACUGGGAUCUAAACGUUAAAAAGAUCUGUGAAAACGAAAAUAUAGGGAAUAUUAUGAAUUUUUCGCUAGGAAAAGCAACAAAUAACCUUGAUUUUGUAUUACCGAUUAUGGGCGACGAAGGUUCUAAUUUAGUCACAAAAGUUGACAAACAAGAUAUUGCGAAAGAAAUAAAUAAUGAAAUCGAUAAUUUACUGGGAGUGCCUUUAGCACGCAGUGGCACUGAUAUUGAAAUUGUAAUGCCGACAAGAAACGAAAGACAAUAUAGAUCUCAAGAAGUUCUUUCUCCAGAAAAAGUUGAGCAGUUACAGCUUAAUAAAGAUAAUCUUUCUGACCCAAGCCUCAAUGAAGAUAGAUUAGAUAAAACAAAAUCUGUUAAUCUAAAUAUCAAAUCACCAGUUUCCAUUUUGUAUGACAAAAACCAAAGAGCUGAAAUAGUUGCAUCUGUUACAGAAAGGCUUUAUUCAAAAUUGAAAAAUAACGAAUUAAGCGAUCAAAAACCGGAAGUCAUUUUAGAUAAAAAAAAUUCACAACCCAUGAAUGAAUUAAAAAUUUGCACCAAUGCCCGCCAACGGUUAAUGGAAAUAAGCCAAAAAGCAUUACGAAAUAAGAGGAGAAUCGGUAUACCAGCAUAUACACAGACAAGAAAAAAUAUUAUACGUAUGAAAGACCAGUGUAUAGACGCACAAAGAGAUUUGAUAUCCUAUCAACACUUAGAAUUAAAUAAUAUAAAACACUUAUUCUACCGAGACGUCAGCACCGAAACUAAACCAUUAACUCCUCGUUAUAAAGAAGUCGCUACCGGCUCCGAAUACGGAAACUUAUCCACGAAGGACAACUUUACUACGACAGAAUUUAACAAGAAAGUUUAUAAGCAGACCGGUACUAUGACUACUAUAAGUAGCAAAGACAGGUACACUCAAACGUUGCCCGUUUUGAAACCCCCGAAAAAGAAAAGGCGUUCAAUUUUAUCAAAAUAUUUAAAACAUUUCGAUAGAAAAUCUAUUAAUAAUACACCGUCAGUUAUCAAUAUUAAUAUUUCAUCCCUGUAUAAUCAGGAUAUCGAACCUGAACAUUCUAGAGACGGUAGUAAUCAAAGUAUUCAAUGCAAUAUUAUGGCUCCGGAUCUACUUAAGAACCAUGGAACUGAAUCAUUACAAACUAAAAUGAACCCAAUAAAUCAAGACCAAACUAGUGACGACGACAGUUCUUCAUGUGAUGUCCAGGUGGAAGCUCAACAAGCUGUUGUAACUGACGAUGGUACUGAUAGUUCAGAAAUGUUUAUUUUACCAAAACCUUUACUCUUUAACAAUGACACUGAAACACAUGAUAAACUAUGGACAAAAACAAAUAUUUUGUCAUCGUCAAAUGAAGAAGAACACGGUAAUUAUUCGAUGAACUGUUCCGAUAUCGAAGAUGACUUAAGAUCUAAAUUGUACUUAAAUCAAUCGUUCAAAAGUUUAGGUACAGAUGAUUCAAUUAAUUAUACGAAAACUGAGGAUUGGUGUUGUAAACGAAGCAAUUCUUUCAGACGGUUUAAUACAAAUCAGAGGACCAAAUUUAAAACCGCCAAAACUAAGUUAUAUAAAGAGUUUUUAGGUUCGAAAAAGGAUAACGAUAGCGCUGAUGAGUCUUCAUCCAAUAGUUCGUUUUAUUGUCCUUCGUCAAAUAAUAUUAACGAUAGCAUGAUGCCGAGAAAGCCUUUUAAAUAUGAAAGAAUAGAAAAACCAUGCUGCGACUCUUUUGAAAAUGUUGAAAGGAAAAUUAAAAAUUCUUGUAAAAAAGUCGAAUCAGCAACAAAUAAUUAUGAAAGCUACCUAGACAACUAUAAGAAAAAUGUUAAAUCUGUUUUAAGAUCCCCUACAGAAUAUCUUCAGCAUUUGAUAGAGAUAAGAAAAGAGUUGGUCAAAGAUGGUUGAAAGGGUUAGUGUUGUCAGUCUUUACUGCAUAAAGCUAGCUAUAUUUCGUUAAUAGAUUAUUUCAAUUAUGUUAGUUAAUUAAGAAUAACAAUAUUAAUAAUAUAUAACAUUAUACUAUGGGCCUGUUCACAAUGUGUGGAUAAGGUCCCAAAUAGCUAUGCAACACAUAAAUUAUUCGAAAGAUAAAAGUUCCAAAUAAUAUACUUGGCAUUUCAUGACGAAUAGCGCUAUCUGACAGUCGUGAAACGCAAAAAUACUGUUUAUCCUACCAAUAAGUAAUAAAUAGCUUAUUUGCAACAUAUCCGGACAUUGUGAAACAGGUCCUAUGUAUUUUCAACAUUUGUAUUUUGAUGUGUAUGAUCUUUGACGGCUUGCAAAAGUUAUUAAUUCGUCAUUCAAAUUUAAAAGUACCAUCAUAAAAGAAAUAACGAUUGGUGUUAUAAUGUUUUAAAAAAUGACACGUCAUAUUAUAACUUACUUAAGUAAAUUUUUUGAAAUUCAUACAUUAAAGAUGUAAUGAUUUAGUCAAAGUCAAAGUCAAAAUUUAUUUAUUCAUAUAGAUAUUGUAAACUUAUGAACGUCAAAAAAAUAAAUAUUAAAUGAUUCUAAUUU